GGUUGGAAGUAGUCUGUUGCUGAAGAAGGAAAACAAUAUGGCGGCGGUGGAGCUAGACUGGAUCCCUGAAACACUGUACAACACUGCUAUAUCUGCAGUGGUGGACAACUACAGUCGAUCUAGAAAGGACAUUCGCUCCCUUCCUGAAAAUAUACGGUUUGAUGUAUACUAUAAGCUAUACCAACAGGGCCAGCUAUGCCAGCUGGGAGGGGAGUUCUGUGAGCUGGAGGUUUUUGCCAAAGUUCUGCGAGCUUCUGACAAAAGACACCUGCUACAUCACUGUUUCCAGGCCCUGAUGGACCAUGGAGUCAAGGUGGCCUCCGUACUGGCCAACUCCUUCAGCCGUCGCUGCUCCUACAUUGCAGAGUCAGACGCCCACGUCAAGGAGAAGGCCAUUCAGUUCGGCUUCAUUUUAGGUGGCUUCCUGUCUGACGCAGGCUGGUACUGUGAUGCAGAGAAGGUGUUCCUGUCGUGCCUGCAGCUGAGCACGCUCCACGACGAGGUGCUGCACUGGUACCGAGCUGUGGAGUGCUGCGUCAGGCUGCUCCAUGUCCGUAAUGGGAACUGUAAAUACCACCAGGGAGAAGAGACAUUCAAGCUGGCCCAGUCCUACAUGGACAAACUAGCCAAACACGGCCACCACGCUAACAAAGCAGCCCUAUAUGGAGAGCUGUGUGCCUUGCUCUUUGCCAAGAGUCACUACGAUGAGGCCUACAGGUGGUGUAUAGAAGCCAUGAAGGAGAUCACAGAGGGCCUGCCUGUCAAAGUGAUGGUGGAUGUCCUCAGGCAAGCCUCCAAGGCCUGUGUUGUGAAGAGGGAGUUCAGGAAAGCAGAACAGCUGAUUAAACACGCUGUGUUUCUGGCACGGGAGCAUUUUGGACAAAAGCAUCCCAAAUACUCAGACACUCUUCUGGACUAUGGCUUCUACCUCCUGAACGUAGAUAACAUCUGCCAGUCAGUGGCCAUCUACCAGACAGCUCUGGACAUCAGACAGUCUGUAUUCGGGGGGAAGAACAUCCACGUAGCGACGGCUCACGAAGACCUGGCUUACUCCUCCUACGUACACCAGUACAGCUCAGGGAAAUUCGCCAACGCUCUAUUCCAUGCAGAACGUGCCAUAGACAUCAUAACUCACAUUCUCCCUGAAGACCAUCUACUACUGGCCUCCUCCAAGAGGGUCAAAGCUCUGAUCCUGGAGGAGAUCGCCAUCGACUGCCACAACAAGGAGACGGAGGAACGUCUACUGCAGGAGGCCUAUGACCUGCACCUGUCCUCUCUGCAGCUGGCCAAGAAAGCCUUCGGAGAGUUCAACGUCCAGACCGCCAAACACUACGGAAACCUGGGACGGCUCUACCAGUCCAUGAGGAAGUUCAAGGAGGCUGAAGAGAUGCACAUCAAGGCCAUCCAGAUCAAGGAGCAGCUUCUGGGGCAGGAGGACUAUGAGGUGGCUCUGUCUGUGGGUCAUCUGGCCUCACUCUAUAACUAUGACAUGAACCAGUAUGAAGAUGCUGAGAGACUCUACCGACGGUCCAUCUCCAUCGGUAAGAAACUAUUUGGCGAGGGCUACAGCGGUCUGGAGUACGACUACCGGGGGCUGAUCAAACUCUACAACUCAGUAGGGAACUAUGAGAAGGUGUUUGAGUAUCACAACGUCCUGUCCGACUGGAACCAGCUCCGGGAUAGGCAGUUUGCUGUGGCGGACGCCCUAGAGGAUGUUAAUACUAGUCCCCAGCAGACACAGGAAGUGGUACAGACCUUCCUACUGGCCCAGAGCUAUGGGCCUUCACGAGCCUGCCUGGGCUGAGACACACACACACACACAGCAAGAAGCAUCCAGGAUGGGACUGGUUCACCAGCCCUCUCACACCAAUCCAAGGAGCUAACUAAUUAUUUGACUUCUCUGAGAAGAGAACAGAGAGAGAGACGUUUCAUCAUGGAAAUCUCACAAACCGCCACUAUUUUUUUUUUAAAGUUAAUUUUCUUACUUUUGCCUUUUUUUUUUUUAUUUUAAUUUGGGGGUUUUGAUAACUUCUUUUGUAUCUGAACCAGUGUAGCUCUGACCACCAGGAGAAUACACUGUGUCUCACUGUCACUCUCUCUCCGUAGGAGACAUGGAAUACCCUACUAUAUUAUUUUGUCACCUCAGCCCCCUCGUCGUAGUCUACGGCUCGUAGUCAACGGCCAGGGGAUAGUGCGUCGUUUAGGACGCAGACUGAGAAAUGUUUUUACCCAGGUGUCACCACAAAGGUAGGACAAUUUAAACUAAAAUGUGCCAUGAUCUAUAUACGUAUACACACCAUGACUGAUAGGGGGCGCUGUGUUGAAGUCACGUGCCAACAACAUGGCACUCCCCAACCAUUGUAAAAAAAAAUAUUGGAGGCUAAAGAAAUGCAUUAAUGUCUACAUUUUGUUUUUGCCACACUUAUUCAAUUAAACACCUUAAGGGCAUACCUUUUUAAAUUAUGAGAUAAAAAAAAAAUUGUAAAACAUAUUUUGUUCAAAGUAUAUAUUUUUGUUUUAAGUUCUAAUGUUACUGUCCCCACUACAACAAAAUUCCUAAAUACAUGUGAUUUUUGUCCUUGAGAGACAUUGUUAAUUGAAAUAUUGAAGAAUUCCAUUCAUUCCUAUGGAAGACUGCUUCUUCUGUACUAAUAUGGAGGACCCAUGGCUUCAAAAACCUCUCAUUGGCCAAUACACAGCAUCUAUACAUCAUUGGCCAAUACACAGCAUCUAUA
Messenger RNA from Oncorhynchus gorbuscha (pink salmon), 2735 nucleotides. Its product is annotated as amyloid protein-binding protein 2-like. Lineage: Eukaryota; Metazoa; Chordata; Actinopteri; Salmoniformes; Salmonidae. The record is from RefSeq and is a predicted model, not a curated record. The transcript has 13 exons. Bases 38 to 1804 code for a protein of 588 amino acids. Gene Ontology annotation, biological process: intracellular protein transport. Gene Ontology annotation, molecular function: protein binding.